This is a messenger RNA of Capsella rubella, 234 nucleotides long. RefSeq lists its product as uncharacterized. The transcript has 2 exons. Lineage: Eukaryota; Viridiplantae; Streptophyta; Magnoliopsida; Brassicales; Brassicaceae. The record is from RefSeq and is a predicted model, not a curated record.
AUGAGUCAAGAGGAUUACAUCAAGAAGCAACAGUUGCGAGAGCGCCCUUUGCUGAGAAUCAUACAUGUAAAAGAAAAAUCAACAAUGGUGGUGGGUCAGCUCAGCUCAAUGUGUUUGAAUUUAGUUCAAGUUGGUAAAGUAGUUGAGUGAUGUAGCCACGUGGGGGCUCAGAAACAGCUUUAGUUUCGCACGUGGGAAAUGGGCCGAUUGAUUUUGAUUGUUGUAAAAAAUUAG